CCUAAUCGAUUUUUGGAUGGCUGUUCGCUAGCUGUCUACAGAAUGCUGCCAGCAGCUCAACUGGGAUGUGCUGCUCCUAUGUGCCUCAACAAUGAAUGAUUAUAUAAGGAAACGGCGUACGGCCAAGCAAAUACUUCUGCGACGGGCUCUGAGCAAGGGUGUCCGUAAUGGCCGUGACACCGAAACAACCACACCGCUGGGUCCCUUGUCAAAGACUGGCAUUACGGUGCUAUCCUCGCUGGCGAAGGAUCCCAAACGGGUGAGGGCCAUGCAGCGUACCUUUUCCCGAUCUAAAUCGAGUCGCGAGAGAUCGGACAGACGACCCAAAUCUCAAUCUAGACCGAAAACCCUAAAGAAUGCCCAAGUGUAUCCCCUGCUGAAGACUGAUUCCCGUUCUUGGAGGAAAAUCAAAACUUCUGAUGGUAUAUAUAGGACCCACUGGAUGGAAGGUAAGUCCGGCGUUAGUCUGGGCGGUGCACCUUCCAGGGGUAGCAGUCGAUCACGAUACAGUUCCUCUGCCUAUCCAUCCACCUGGGCUCUGGAUGUCCGGAACCGUGAGGAGGAAGCCGAGGAGACGAGCAACAGCCUGGCGGAGGUUACCAACUGUACGCGUCUCAAUCGCACGCCCUACGACCAUCAGCUGAGCACGCCCCUCAAAUCCGACCAUUCCGUUCAGUGUUCCAUGAGGGCCGCUGCCAGACGACAGCGGCAGAGACGGACAAACCAGCCACGCGAGAUGUGCGUGGCUCAGACUCAGACGAUGCCCAAACUAUUUCAACCCAAGCUACUCAAGCACAAGCCAGUGAAGAAGUCCGUUAAGCAUAUGUUUACGUCCAUGGUUGGGGAAAAGCUUCUUGAGCGAAGCAGGAGUCCAUCCAAGACGAGUCAGGAUAGUUUGAGGAUACGAAAAACAAGGCACAGACAUUACAGUGGCGAGGAAAUGAAACAUUCGCGCGAGUCGGCCAGAGCAAAACCCACUGCCAGGCAAAGCACAAGCAAAACCCCAAGAAAGUGCGAUCCUACCGACUAUGGGGGGUAUACGCCAUCGGAUGUGAGUCUCGAACUAGCUACCUCCCAAAAUCACUCAAUCACUGAGCUACGGCGCGGUACUGGCGGUAAGCUUGAUGACAGCCGUUGGAUAAUGAAAUUGCCCACUGAGAGGGACAUAGAGAAGUAUAUACACGACGCGGCUGUCGAAGACUGUAUGUCCUGUUCGGCACGAGACCGCAUGUCAUAUCCUGAGUCCUACAAUUAUGAUGAGUCUACGGCGAGAUCUUCCUCUCCUGGUAGUAGUUGCUCGAAAGACUGCAUGUGCGCCAAAGGGGGCAAGAAAAGAACCUCGUGCACGUGUGAAUCUCGUGUCACCGAAGGCAGCAGCAGAAGAACUAACCAGGCAACCUCAAAGAAAAAUAGCGCAAGGCACACACCAAUUUCUCGUGGAUCAUCUCAGUCAAGUGCAAGCAACGAGCCAAGAAGUCCACCCAGAAAAACGAGGGACAAACGAAAACAAGAAAGUUUAUGCAGUCUAGAUAGAAAUACAGGAAAGACACAGGCCAAGAGUCGAGGACAUCGAGGCAGUGUCCAUGCUUCUUUAAAUACUGAUAGUCAAGCAAUGUCACGAGGACCCACUGAUUACGGAAGAGCAUCUACGAAAUCUACAGAUUCCAGCCCAUGUCGAAGCAAGAGCAAUGCAAUUGAAAAAACCAGUAAGAAUCGAGACAAAGGCAACUCCGAGAGACGUGGUACCCACAGAGAAAAGCCUACGCAGUAUGGCAACAGCAGUGUGGAGGCUAUUCCCGUGAAAACUAGUGCUGAAAACCUACGCAAGAAAACAUCUCAGAUGAUUUCGCAAAAGAAUAGUGUGCAUUCCAUCAAUUCAUUUUCCAGGCAACCUCGAACGGAUGCCUGCAAAGACCCCAAAUGCAAACGAAAGUGUCGACGAUGUGCGGAUGCCUCCACUGUGACCUCAAAGCCACUGAUUACCGCUGCUGAAACUAAUAAGGCAUCAACCGAUAAUCCUAAUCGAGGCGCAACCAACAGUUGUGGCAUUUGCCCAGUGACCAAAACUUGUGAUCCCAAAUGCGUUGAGGCAUUCGCUCAAACAUCCCAGUCUAAGAUAGUGCGACAAAGCCGAAGUCCUACUUCGAAGGAUUUUCCAAACAGGUCUCCAGACUCCCCUCAAAGCGAGUUAACGACGUCUCCAGAUCCCCAAAGUGUUGGCAGGUCUACCAAUCAAAGUCGUAGAGGGUCUACAACCAAGCGAACGACACAACAGCAGGGGCCAUGUGGUUGUGGCCGCCCUAAUUGUGGGUGUAAAUACUCGGAGGCAUGCACUCAAACAUCAUCUCGUAGUCCCAAAAAGUCAUCUACGAAAGUACCAAAAAAAAAUAAUUCGGGGAUAGGUGAGUGCGAUAUGAGUCGGAUUAUUGCGAUCCUACAAAAGGCUCUGGAGGGUCUGGAAAUGGAGCAGAGAGCCCGUGGGCGCGGCUCAACAAGUCAUCUAGUAGAUAGGGAUCGCUCGAGUGAAAGCUCAGAUAUCAUCGAUACCAAUGUGGACAACUGCUAUGAGAGCGCAGCCACCAAUUGGACAUAUACAGUCCAAAAUGGGGUAAGGGGAUUCGAUCCCUUUCAGUGUAAUAUGUGCUAUUACCCCGAAAGCAUGUGUGGUGGAGCCGCAAAUAUCACUGAACCAUCAAUACCUUUUAUAAACGGCGAAUCACUGCGUCCAGAGACCAAGCAAAUUCUUAAAUAUAUAGACAAAAUAAAUGGAAAAAUGGAAGCAGACAGGACACCGACUCAGACCGAUCAAAAGCGAACAAAACCAGAGAAGAACAGCUUCGACCAUGGACCAGAAAUCAAACGGGUAGAGGACUAUGAGCAAUUUGUAAUGGGCCAAAGCAAAGAUGGGAGAGAAACUCUUUAUUCAAGUUCCUCUAAAAGCUCCCACACUCGGUACGGUGAUGAUCAUAUUUUUCCUAGUAAUUCACCCAAUCCUACAAAUUUCUCAUGGAAAUCCGAUUUUGAGCCGCAUUUGGCGGAUAAAUUUUUCAAAACACGUGCCAUGUCGAAGGUUCGGGAUAAACUUGUAUCACACUGUCCCGUUUUCGGCAUUAAAUCUAACAAGCGCUCGAACAUUUUUCUAGUGAGAAGAACCUCUGGCUGCAAGUAUAUGCCAAUCAGACAAGAAAAAGAAUCGAACUAUAAACUAUGCCUGCAUUCCAAAGGAAGAACAGCCUUCUCUCUUUCUGAGCGAGAACUUCGAGUCAACACUCGAUUUCCACCAGAUAACUCUAUAUCAGCAGAAAAGCUCCGAGAUAGAACUCGAUUUCCACCAGAGAACUCUAAAUCAGCAGAAAAACUCCGAGAUAGAACUCGAUAUCCAACAGAGAACUCUAUAUCAACGGGAAAGCCCCGAGGGAGAACUCAAUCUCCAACAGAGAACUCUAUAUCAGCGAAAAAGCCCCGAGGGAGAACUGAAUAUCCAACAGAGAUUAGUCGUACCACAGACACCGACCUACAGCCCAAAAAGCGACCUUAUACGAGGAAUACACGGAAGAGUUUUAUCACAAUGCCGUUACUGAAUAGCUACGAUCAGCAAAUAUUAAAGGACUUUGACAAAUAUAGAACGGCUAAAGCCGAAGCAGCCGCAGCUGCUGAGGCCGCCAAGUCGAUAUGCCAGCAGGAGCCUAUGUGCUCCUAUUUGAAAUAUCAAGCGGAUCAAAAAGCAGCUGCUUCAAAAAUAUGCCAACCAAAUCCCAAAUGUCCAAACUGCAGGAUAGUGGUAAAGACCGUACAGCUUACAACAGAACAAACCGAACAAAAUAAGAGUCUCCCAGACAGACAGCAAAAACAUCCAUUUGGGAAAUCGAAAGGAACUCCAGGGAAGAAUCCGAAAGAUCGGCGUAGAGAGAAGAAACCGUCCAAAUCAAGAGGUUUUUUCAGUUGGUGUGCGAAGAAAGAUAAAGAACCAAACGAGGAAAAUAAAAACAAAGAACAACGCGAAGAAAAAGCGGAAAAGAGAAAUCGUGAACCAAAAGAACGAACAUCAAAGGAAAGUCUGAGCUACACCAAAACCACUAAAUCUGAAGCACCAAUUCAAAAAUAUAAAUUCCUGAAUUUAAAUUCUCAAACCUUUUUAAAGAAAUACCCCGCUUCUGAAACCUACGAGUAUCAACGGAUUCCGGAACAGUCCCAACCGGCUAAGAAUGUAGUAUUAGCUAUGUCCAAAACAUAUGCAGGAGCUAAUAUUAUGAGUCUCAAGCCGGGAGUUAAUUUCUGUAAUAUUGAACGUCCCCCUGAUGAUGACCGUAACGAGGUUCAGGUGCUCUACGAUUCAAGUGCCCGUUUUGCCAAGGACACAUGCAGUGUGCGGAUACUGCCAGAUCCGCCAAUGCCUUCUAGGCCGCGAUUUGGAGACUGUUUCACAUCUUCCAGCGGCUUAACCGUUCCUUCCCAGUGCGAUGGGGGGCAGCAGCAACAGAAGGAGUACAAGAAUCCCUCAAAAUGUGACAGCACAAAUGCAUUUUAUUCAAUGUUCCAAAAACAUAUUCCCAAUCUCAAGAGUCGUAACUUUGAUUGUGAAUUUCAACGAAAGUGGGAGAUUUUCUGAAAAAAUUCACAAUCAUAUUUACUUUAAAUUCGCCAUAAAAAUUUAAAUUUCA
Drosophila persimilis is the source of this 4661-nucleotide messenger RNA. RefSeq lists its product as uncharacterized. The record is from RefSeq and is a predicted model, not a curated record. Bases 92 to 4609 code for a protein of 1505 amino acids. The transcript is spliced from 3 exons. Lineage: Eukaryota; Metazoa; Arthropoda; Insecta; Diptera; Drosophilidae.